CUCAAGACUUUGAACUUGAACUUUGAACUUUUUUUGUAGUUCGAUUUUCUGGUUUAUCGACUCGACAUUAUGCCUGCUCGUGUCGCUCGUUCGAGCGUGGCCAUCGCCAAACCUACAAAUGCUCGCAAGAAGUCACAAAAACGCACUCUAGAUGCUUUUGCAAUCGCCUCGCAUUCCGCCCCGGAUACAUACAAAGUUCGCCAACAUCGCCUGGGUGAUUCGGUUGGAGAGCCCCGCCAAAAACGCAGAAGACUCGAAGAUGAUGACGAAGACGACAACGACGAGGAGCAUGCCAGCAACGCCCGACGACUGCAACAAAAGACGGUGACCAAGAGAACUGGUACCGGAAGAAGAGGAGGCUUGGAUGAGGAGACAGAUGAGGGAAGCGAUAGUGACGGCAACGAGUGGCGCAUGGGUGGCCACAUCGGCGACGAAAGCGACAGUGACCUUGACAGUGAUGAAGCUUUCGGGGAGAGCGAUGAGGAGCGUUUUGAAGGUUUCACCUUCAGAGGAAGUUCGACAAAUGGUCCCUCGAAGAAGAAGAAGAAGAGGCCGCAACCUGCCUCGGAAAUGGAUCUCGACGAAGGCGGCAACAGCGAAGAUGACGAGUCGGCCAGCGACUUCGGCGACGAGGGUGUCGAUCUUGCUACCAUGCUCGACGAGAACAACGAAGACGACCUUAUGCAGACGGAGGAGAAGCACGGAGACGACUCGGAAGAAGACUCUGACGACGAGGAUGAUGAUGCAGAAGAAGAGUCAGAAGACGACGAAUCAGAGGAAGAAUCCGACGAAGACGAUGCUACCAAGCUAUCCAAGUUGCAGGAUCUGGUCGCUUCGCUGAACAAGGACAACCCGGAGAAGCGCAUUGGUGGACGUACACAAGACGCCCACGAGUCGCAAGAACCCUCAGCAUACGGAUUGUCUGCGUCACAGAAGCUCAAGAUUUCCGAUUUGCUACCUACAGUUACCGAUCCUGCUCUUCGCAAGUCCCUGAAGCUUCUGACCGCUGAGAAGACGACCAAGCGCUCAGGCAUUCCUGGAAAGCUCGACGCUCCCCUGCCAAAGAGACAACAAGACAAGCUAGACAGAGCUGCUGCUACUCAAGAAACCAAAAAGACUCUCGACCGAUGGCGCGACACCGUCAUCCAGAACCGCAGAGCCGAGUUCCUCCAGUUUCCUCUCGCAGACCCCAACGCCAUCGAAGCCGUCGGUACCCAGAAGAUGCUCCCCAUCCAACAAGACAAACCCGCCAACGAACUCGAAAGCGCUAUUCAGAAUAUCCUCGAAGAGAGUGGUCUCAGCAACAAGCAAAAGCAAGGCAAAGAGGAGGACCAGCUUCAGCAAUUUGAAGAGCUGCAGAUGAACAAGAUCCCCAUCGAGGAGGUCAUGGCUAGACGUGCCGAACUCCGCAAGGCCAGAGAACUGCUUUUCAGAGAAGAAGUCAAGGCCAAGCGCGUCAAGAAGAUCAAGUCAAAGGCUUACCGCCGCGUCCAUCGCAAGGAGCGUGAACGUGCCGAGGCCGCUGAGCGCGAUUACCUUGUAGCUGAAGGCAUCGAGGACGAGGAUGAGAAGGAGAAGAACGACCGAAGACGUGCCGAGGAGAGAAUGGGCACCAAGCACAAGGACAGCAAGUGGUCAAAGGCCAUGAAGAAGUCAAAUCGUUCUGUCUGGGACGAGGAUGCCAGAGAGGGUCUGAUCGACAUGGCCAGACGUAAUGAAGAGCUCAGAAGGAGAAUCGAGGGCAAGGAUGUCUAUGACCGUGAGAGUGACGACUCAGACAUCAGUGUCAGCGACGACGAGGAUGAAGAGCUCGACGAUGACGAACUCGAGAGGGCUCGUCUAUCCAAGAAGAUCGACAAGCUCGGCGCCAAAGAUGGAGAGAAGUCCAAGAUCGGAAACAUGGCCUUCAUGCUCCGAGCUGAGGCGUCACGAAAGGCUCAAAACGAGGAAGAUAUUGAGCGUCUGAGAAAAGACCUGGCUGACGAGGCUGGUGAGAGUGAGGAAGAGGCAGAGACUACUGUUGGUCGUGCUAUCUUCGGACCUAAGCCCAAGCAAGGUGCUGCUAAUCCUUUCAAGGCCACUCCUCGUGGUGAGCUUGAAGAGAACAAGGCUCUCGAUGAAGAAGACAACCGCGAGAUGGAGGACGAAGCUGAGAUCAAGGUCGGUGAGCAAAAAGACACCAAGCCAGCUCCUCAGUCAAGAAAGUCAAGAUCUUUCCUCCAAAACGCGCAAAAGGUUGUCGCCGACGUCGACGAGCCCAAGGAGCCUGAAGAGAACGCUUGGUUGACCGGUUCUUCCAAGAGCAAGAAGAAGAACAAGAAGGCUUCGGAAGAUGAGAUCCUCGAUCUCUCCAAGCCUACACCCGCAUCCGUACCUGCGGCAGCAAAACCCGCCGCGUCCAAUAAGAAGGCCCAAGCAAAGAAGACAAUCAAACCCUCUGCCAACGAAACAAAUGCCCCCUCAACCGAAGGCUGGGAAACAGUCAAGUAUGACAACGACCAAGAAGAAGCCGACGCCGAGGAGGACAACAGAAUCAACCCCAUGCUCUCUUCCAAGGACAAACAAGCCCUUUUCCACCAACGUGCUUUCGCUGGCGACGACGUAGCCGCCGACUUCUCCACCGAAAAAGAAGCCGCAAUUGAGGAUGAAGGCGACAAAGUCGAAUCCACCUUCCUUCCCGGGUGGGGCUCCUGGACCGGUGAUGGUCUCUCCAAGGCCGUGAAGAAGCAAAACAAACGCGCCGCCCACAACCCUCUGCAUAAAAAGGUUACUGAAGGUGUCAAAGCCGCAAAUCGCAAAGAUGCAAAACUGCAAAAUGUGAUCAUUUCAGAGGCGCAGCAGAGAAAGGGAAAGAAGUAUUUGGCGUCUACUUUGCCGCAUCAGUUCGAGAAGAGGGAGCAGUAUGAGAGGAGUUUGCGUGUACCGGUGGGUCCCGAGUGGACUACCAAGGAGACUUUCCAGCGUAACACGAGGCCCAGAGUUGUUGUCAAACAGGGUAUCAUUGCCCCCAUGGAGAAGCCUUUGCUGUAGGCAUCUCCUUCCUUUCUUAUAUAAUGGCAUUAGAACGAGUCGAAAGUUCAUGAAUCACAAAAGUAUUUGCAUGGUAA
Molecule: messenger RNA, 3107 nt
Organism: Aureobasidium pullulans EXF-150
Lineage: Eukaryota; Fungi; Ascomycota; Dothideomycetes; Dothideales; Saccotheciaceae
Product: Utp14-domain-containing protein
Exons: 1
Coding region: 70-3030 (986 amino acids)
Biological process (GO): rRNA processing
Cellular component (GO): small-subunit processome; nucleolus
Source: RefSeq, a predicted model, not a curated record